This is a messenger RNA of Schistosoma mattheei, 3471 nucleotides long. Lineage: Eukaryota; Metazoa; Platyhelminthes; Trematoda; Strigeidida; Schistosomatidae. The record is from the annotation of a GenBank genome assembly.
AUCCCUAAGUUAGACAUAUAAACCAAUAAGUUUCGCUUCAGUGAUCCACAGAGAAGACCGUAAGGUGAGAGACUGAAGGCACUUAGCUCCAUACAAUUGUAGUAGCUAAUAAAUCGACAUUCAUGUUGGCCUUUACUUGAUGUAAAUCUAUCUGAAAGCAGUCGGUCAAGCAUUUGCAUCAAAUAACGUACAAGUAAGCCGUGGUGCAUAUUCCCUAAUAUAACUAGGGAGCUUAUACUUAUUAUUUUGCAAAACAUUGACCUUUAAUUCUAAUAACAGUUAACGUCAAUAUUAAAAAAAGCAGGUUCGAAAGUAAUAUAGCAAUCCAUCUAGUGACUUUCUUCAGUCAUUCAAAUGAUACUCUUGGAAAGCUUCAGGAAACAAUUGUUAGGUGAUGACAAAAAGUCGACUUUGAAUGGACAUAUCAACUUCAUAUCCCUAUAGCAUCCCCGGAAAUUUAUCUCAUCAUAAAUACAAUGCUGCUGAAAUUUAAUUACUUAUCAAAAUAAAAAAACAACAACAAUAAAGACCUAACUUACUUUAGGAUUAUUUGAAUUAUCCAACUGUUCACGUUUAGGCUGAAAAUAGGAUUAAAUGUGUACCACUCAAUUAACUGCUAUUCCAUAUAAAAAUUCUGUGGUCACUAGCUAAUCGGUUACUGGGUUAUAUGAUCAGCAGACAACAUUUAAGCAAAUUAUGUUUGUUGGAUGUUCUUAUUAAAGAGAAAUUAACUAGAGCGUUGUCAUGUUUGGCUGUGAAUGUACAAGUCUCGUUUUCCCAAAAACCCGCUGCCAUCAGACUUCUGAAGGUCGGUCGCUUUAAGUCUAAGGGCUUAAUGUCUGCUGUAGUUACUAACUUUUCUCCGGUCUCCAACAAAUUUACUGUUGCUCUAUGUGUACUGAAUCAGUGGGCGCUUGACUUUAGUGGAAAUACUAGACGUGUAAUCGAAAGUAUUAAAACUGCUAAACGCUUGGGAGCUAAGUAUAGAGUUGGCCCAGAACUAGAGGUCUCAAGUUACGGAUGUGAAGAUCAUUUUCAUGAAUUGGAUACCUAUACUCAUUCAUGGCAAUGCAUUGCAAAAAUAUUGAGUGAAACAAAUGAAAAUGUUGAAAUGCAAGAUAUUGUUUGUGAUAUUGGAAUGCCAGUUUUACUGAGAGGUGUGGCUUAUAACUGCAGAAUUCUUUUAUUAAAUGGGACUAUUCUAUUGAUACGACCGAAAUUAGUCCUCGCAGAUGAAGGUUUGCACAGAGAGUCUCGUUGGUUUACGCCUUGGCCUCAUCACCAGAGAAUCAUUGACUUUGAGUUGCCCGAAAUAGUCCAGAAAGUAACCAAGAAUUCGCAGUCAGUAGCAGCUUUUGGUGAUGCUAUUUUACGAUUUUCUGGAAAUGGCUAUUCUGAAUGUGUACAGAUAGGCUUGGAAACAUGUGAAGAGCUUUGGACGGGAACACCACCUCAUAUUGAUAUGUAUGCAGCUGGUGUGGAUGCUGUGCUCAAUUCCAGUGCCAGUCACCAUGAACUGAGAAAACUAAAUAGAAGAAUAGAACUAGUGAAAUCUGCUAGCACAACGAAUGGUGGUGGAUUCUAUGCGUAUACAAAUCUUAGAGGAUGCGAUUCUGGGAGAGCUUGUUACGACGGUUGUGCAUUAGCCGCAGUUUCCGGUCAGCUAAUUUGUCUGAGCCCACAGUUUGGAUUUGGGGAUGUCUCUGUUGAAACUGUCACUGUUUGUCUGAAUUCACUGAGAUCAAAGCGAAUUGCCAGUCGUUGUUUUGGGCGUGCGGCUGCAGCCAGUGCAGCUGCGAAAUCCGAUGCAUUUGGCAUUACACACAGUUGUUAUCCAGUUGUUAAGGUUGAUUUCAAUCUUUGCCAUAUUGACCAUUGGCCUGAUCAGUCCUUACAGCCUCAUGUUGAUACUCAUAUUCCCUCACCUCCAGAAGAGAUUUCUUAUGGUCCUGCAUUAUGGUUAUGGGACAAUUUACGCCGAAGCAAGUCUUCAGGAUUUUUUCUUUGCCUGAGUGGAGGUUUGGACAGUGCAGCAGUUGCGUGUAUUGUGUUCAGUCUUUGUAAUCAAAUUUUUCAAACUAUAAGACAAGGUAAUAUGUCCGUUACGCACGAUUUACGAACUCUGUUGAAUGAGUCGGAUAAAUAUAUCCCUGACAGUGGUCGUCAAUUAUGUUCUCGUCUACUAACAACUUGUUUUAUGUCAAGUGAGAACAGUUCUGCGCUUACAAGAUCACGUGCUAAUCGCUUAGCUAAACUUUUAGGUUCAAAUCAUUUAGAAUCCGAUAUUACACCACUGGUAAAAGAAUUUGUCCAUAUGGCUUCCAAGACUUUGAAUCUUGCUCAACCACCUCGUUUCACUGUUCAUGGCGGUUCAAGUAAAGAGAGUUUAGCUCUUCAAAAUAUACAAGCUAGAAGUCGCAUGGUUUCAGCAUAUUUACUGGCUCAGUUAAUACCAUGGAAAUGGAACUUGCCGUCAGGUCUGUUAGUUUUAAGUAGUGCAAAUCUAGAUGAAGGACUAAGAGGUUAUUUAACAAAGUAUGACUGUUCCAGUGCAGACUUAAAUCCUAUUGGAAGUAUCAGUAAGUCAGAUUUACGAUUGUUUAUUGCUUACUGUGCUCAAACGUUCCCAAGUUAUAUGGAUUCUGGAAGUGGAGUUGAACUUUCGGAAGUAUUGUUAGAAAUCUUAUCUGCUCACCCAACAGCUGAAUUAAUGCCACUUCAAUCUAACGGUGAAAUUAGUCAGACAGAUGAAUGUGAAAUGGGAUUGACCUAUGACGAAUUAUCAUUAUUUGGUAGACUUAGAAAAAUAUCCAACUGCGGACCUUACAGUAUGUUAGAAUCAUUAUUGGACGGUAGUUGGUUACUGAUUAAGAAGGUUCUACCUGAUAGUUGUUUUCAAAAAGAUGGGAAACCUGGUGCUGAACUUGCUCAAUAUCUUAGCGAAAAAGUGAAAUUAUUUUUUCGUUUUUAUGCUAUCAAUCGUCAUAAGGCUACUGUUUUACCACCAGCUUACCAUACUGAGGCUUAUAGUGCUGAUGAUAACCGGUAAUUUGAUCUUUUUCUUCUUUGUUAAUUUAGUCACAGAGUUACUAAAUACCCUUAUCAUUGUGUAUGCGCUUAUCACCCUGUAGAACAGUCAGUCAGUCAGUCAGUAAGCUACAACGUAGGACCAGGCACAUAUGUGCAUCGGUCCAGGUUGCCAUACCUCAUUAGCACAGCAAGAUGAACACCGGAUUCAUAAAAGUAGUUAAUUCAGAGGUGGUAAUAUAUAGGAGGAUUGCAAUAAGGAUAUAGUAUAGGAAGAAAGAAUUAGUUCGUAGAAAGAAAGAUAUGAAGUGAUUUUAAUCUCUUAGUUUAAGGGAAGACAGGGAGUGUAUACACCGACGCCAUUGUGAUCGAUUCUGAGCCAUGUCACCAAGAGUCUCCAACCAUUGGUUACGAAAGUCACGCGGACCCCAACCAAGUAGUCUG